AUGUUGAACUCGAGAUUUAUACUAAGAAGGUCAUUCACUACAACUUCAAUACUAAAACAAUCAUCAUGUAAAGCAGGUACCCCAUUAAAUUUAAAGAUUUUUAAAAAAGGUGAUGAACCAGUGGCAUUAGAAGAUUCAGAAUAUCCAGAAUGGCUUUGGGGAAUGAUUGAUCCAAAGAACAAUUUAGAAAAUAUAAAGAAUGAAAAUUUUUUGAGGUGGAGAAGAAUUAAAUUACAAAAGGAAAAUAAUAAGAUUAUAAGGAAUAAUAAUUUCUUAUCGAAAAUGUAA
This is a messenger RNA of Lodderomyces jiufengensis, 288 nucleotides long. It is a transcript of the gene MRPL37, whose product is annotated as mitochondrial 54S ribosomal protein mL54. Bases 1 to 288 code for a protein of 95 amino acids. NCBI's taxonomy places the organism in Eukaryota, Fungi, Ascomycota, Pichiomycetes, Serinales, Debaryomycetaceae. The transcript has a single exon. Gene Ontology annotation, cellular component: mitochondrial large ribosomal subunit. The record is from RefSeq and is a predicted model, not a curated record. Gene Ontology annotation, molecular function: structural constituent of ribosome.